Messenger RNA from Symbiodinium necroappetens, 1551 nucleotides. Lineage: Eukaryota; Dinophyceae; Suessiales; Symbiodiniaceae. The record is from the annotation of a GenBank genome assembly.
AUGACAGAGAUGACCUCGGAUUUUUCAGCUGCCCUCAACGGUGCCAUUGAGCGCCUUGACACACUCCAGGUCAAGGGGCGGUAUUUCACCCAACGGGUCUUGCAGGACGACUUCGAAGUGAGCGGGGACAUUUUGGGAACAGGGUGUAGUGGUGCUGUCCUAGCGGCCAAAAGUCGCCACAGACCCGGACGCUUCGCGGUGAAGGCCUAUGAUCUGCAGUACCUCGAUCCGGGUCAGAAAGAACGCUUGGCGGGAGAAGUAGCAGUGUUUCUCAGUUUGGAUCACCCGCACAUCGCUCGUCUUUUCUCCGUUUAUGAGACCAAAGACCAACUCAGCCUUAUCAUGGAACGCAUGGACGGUGGCGAGCUCUUUGAACGUGUUUGCCAGACCGAUCGCUUUAGUGAGAAUGAUGCUGCACAAGCCACUUGGCACAUGCUUCAGUCGGUCAGCUACAUUCACAGUCGAGGGGUGGUUCAUCGCGAUCUUAAGCUCGAGAACUUCCUCUACGACGCCCCGGGAAGCGAUUUCCUAAAGCUCAUCGACUUUGGCUUCAGCAAGUUCUUCCCCAAUGAUCAGAAGAUGAGAGAAGCCAUGGGAACACUGGCCUACGUUGCUCCAGAAGUAUUGCGACACCGCUAUGCUCGUGGGAGUUGUGAUAUGUGGAGUCUCGGCGUAAUCGUCUUCAUUUUGCUAAGUGGGGAGAUGCCGUUCCAUGGCCGCACAGAUGCUGAGACCGCACGCAAGAUCAAGGCCGGCAAGUACAAACUGCACUGGAGCAGGUGGUAUAACAUUUCCAAGCGAGCGAAAGACUUUCUUGAAAAGCUGCUGGUCGUAUGUCCCAAGAAGAGGAUGGACGCUGUGGCAGCCCUGCAACACCCAUGGAUUACAUCCUUGGCGAUGGCUCCAGCCGUUCCGGAGAGCGUGGUGACGUGCUUCUUGAACUUCGCACAUGCUACCAAGUUUCAGAGGGCCUGUUUGCAAGCAAUGGCUUGGAGCCUGACGCUGGAGGAGCGACGCAAGCUGCGUGGGGAUUUCAUCCACCUGAGCCGCCAAGGAGUCAUCAAGCAGCAGCAUCUUCGAGAGUUUUUGUCAACGCAGAUGCAAGAAGAUUCGGAGAAGCUCCGGGAAGCUUUGCGGGCCCUCGACAUUCUGCAAAACCAGACUGGUGAUGACAUCAGCUACAGUAGCUUCCUGGCUGCCAUGAUUGCGUGCACGAAGCUGGAGGAGACUUCGCACGCAGCCAAGUCGGCAUUCCGUCGUUUCGAUCACACUGACAGUGGGUAUCUAAGCCCGUCAAAGCUGCGUGAAGUGCUCGGGGAGGAUUUCGAUGUGGAGGUGAUAUUCAAGGAGGUGGACCGCGACCAGGAUGGCAAGAUCAACAUUGACGAGUUCUUAGCUCACCUGAAUGAUGUCCAAAGUGCCGCUGUUGAGCGAUCCUUAAGUUCUUUAAGUGAUGGCCAUGCGCUGUGUGCGUGCAAAUCGCAAAAGUCGAAGCCACACAGAUUUUCGAGGACUGUCAAAGCUUGGUUCGGAGCGCUUUGCGGGGCAUAA